Messenger RNA from Striga hermonthica, 4887 nucleotides. NCBI's taxonomy places the organism in Eukaryota, Viridiplantae, Streptophyta, Magnoliopsida, Lamiales, Orobanchaceae. The record is from the annotation of a GenBank genome assembly.
AUGCAGCGAAGUUCGGCUCAGGCUCCGGCGGGGGUACCCACCCACCAGCCUUUUUCGGAGAUGGAGCAAUUGAACAGCACGCAGCAGCAGCAGCAGCAGCAACCGCGGCCUUCUUCUUCUUCCUCCUCUCGGGCAAACCAUUUUCACCCGGCCCGGCCCGCCUUGCUCGACCUCUUCAAUCGAUACUUAGGCAGGAAUGCAAGGCAGAAAUCGGACGAUUCAGUUAAAGAACCACCCAACAAGACACAGAAGCGGGUUACUGCUAUUAACAGAGACCUUCCUCCCCCUAAUGAGCAGUUCCUACAGGAUUUCGAGCAGAUACAGCGUCAGUUUCCUGACCAGGAGCAACUACGUGCUGUAACAGAAUCUGUUUUGAUAUCUCUGGUUAUCCAAUGCUGUGGUCAUGCUCCCAGAGCAGAGUUCUUGCUCUUUGCUCUACGCAGUUUGUGCACUAUUGCAUGCAUAAACUGGGAUGCCUUCUUGCCUUCUCUUCUUUCUUCUGUUUCCUCUGCUGAGACCCCCGGUGUUGGUCAGGGCAGUCAAACAGUAGCUGCUACUACUUCAGGCACCUCAUCCCAGUCAAAUGCCGUUCCCAAUUCCACUAAUUUUCAGCUAUCAAGUUCCGCAUCUCCCUUGCCUUCGGUUCAUGGUGUUGGGUCCCCCAUACAGUCAGUGCCUGAGCCGUCAUCUGGUGCCAAAUCGUCUCCCAUGAAAUCUACUGGUAUCAAUGGUCAACAGUCAGCUAGGUCCACCUUCUUCGCGAGAGAAAAUGCCUUAAGCAGUCUACGCCAGCUGUGCUGCAAGAUUAUUUUGAUCAGCCUUGAAUCUGAUCUCAUGCCUGUCACACGCGCAGAUAUCUUUAACCACAUGUUGAAUUGGCUCGUUAGUUGGGAUCAGAAACUGCAAGGUGUCGAUGAAUUCGAUAGUGCGAAAUCCUGGAGACCCGACAAGGCUCUCAUCGAGUGGCUGCACAACUCUUUAGACGUGAUUUGGCUUUUGGUCGAGGAUAAUAAAUGCCGUGUGCCCUUCUAUGAGCUGAUACGUAGUGGCUUGCAGUUUAUUGAGAAUAUACCGGAUGAUGAGGCGCUGUUCACCCUUAUCUUAGAGAUUCACAGAAGGAGAGAUGUGAUGGCGACCCACAUGCAGAUGCUAGAUGCACACCUUCACUGCCCUACGUUUGGAACCCCCCGACUUUUGCCUCAGGCCCCUGCCAACAUAUCUGGCGAAACAGUGACUAACAUGAGAUAUUCUCCCAUCACGUAUCCUAGUGUGCUUGGAGAGCCUCUGCAUGGAGAAGAACUUGCGGCAUCAAUUCAGAGAGAGAGUCUUGACUGGAAACGAGCUCUGAGAUGUCUAAGACAUGCUUUCCGCAACACUCCAUCUCCCGACUGGUGGAGACGUGUGCUGCUUUUGGCACCAUGCCAUAGGCUUAAUACACAGGGACCUACCCCAGGGGCUGUGUUUACCUCUGAAAUGAUUAGUGAAGCAACAAUAGAUAGGAUAGUGGAAUUACUCAAGUUAACAAAUUCAGAAACAAACUGUUGGCAGGAGUGGCUUAUCUUUUCAGAUGUGUUCUUUUUCCUCAUGAAACAUGGAUGCAUUGAUUUUGUUGACUUUGUCGACAAGCUAGUUUCUCGACUCCAAGGUGGUGGUGAUCAACAUGUUCUCAGGACAAAUCACGUUACAUGGUUGCUAGCACAGAUUAUCCGUGUUGAGCUUGUCAUGAAUGCUCUAAAUUCAGACUCGAGAAAGGUGGAGACGACCAGAAAAAUCCUUUCAUUCCAUAAAGAAGAUAGAGGUUCUGACCCUAAUAAUUCCCAAAGUAUCUUGCUGGAUUUCAUUAGCAGUUGUCAGAAUUUAAGAAUUUGGUCACUGAACACAUCAACCAGAGAAUAUCUGAAUCACGAGCAACUUCAAAAGGGAAAGCAAAUAGAUGAAUGGUGGAGGCAGGUUAGCAAAGGUGAACGAAUUAUGAACUAUAUGAAUAUGGACGAAAGAUCUGUUGGGAUGUUUUGGGUGGUAUCGUAUACCAUGGCGCAGCCUGCUUGUGAAACAGUCAUGAAUUGGUUAACAUCUGCUGGAAUAACAGAGAUGUUAUCAGGAACAAAUAUGCAGUCAAAUGAGAGAUACAUGGUGAUGCAGGAAGUUAGCCCAUUGCCCAUAUCUUUGUUAUCUGGAUUUUCCAUAAAUUUAUGCUUGAAACUAGCAUAUCAGAUGGAAGAAUCUAUGUUUUCAGGACAGGUUGUGCCUAGCAUUGCAAUGGUCGAAACAUAUGUUCGUGUCUUGCUCAUUGCUCCUCAUGCAUUGUUCCGUUCACUCAUGACGCUUCUGACCCAGAGGAAUCAAAAUCCGCUGAGCAAACCUGCUGCUUUGAUUUUGGUCUUUGAAAUUCUGAACUACCGUUUACUAUCACUCUACAGGUACCAAGGAAAGAACAAAGGGUUAAUUCAUGAUGUCACAAAAAUUAUUGCUACACUGAAGGGAAAGCAUGGAGACCAUCGUGCUUUUAGGCUGGCGGAAAAUUUAUGCAUGAAUCUAAUACUAUCAAUGAGAGAAUUUUUUAAUGUGAAGAGGGACGGAAAGGGCCCAACUGAGUUUACUGAGACACUAAAUCGAAUAACCGUAACUAAUCUUGCCAUCAUCAUCAAAACUCGUGGGAUUGCAGAGGUUGAACAUAUGUUUUACCUCCAAACAAUGUUGGAACAGAUACUGGCCACCAGUCAACAUGUAUGGUCUGAGAAAACACUCCGCUAUUUCCCUAAUAUUUUACGUGAGGCGUUGGCUGGGCGUGUAGAUAAGAGAGGUUUGGCCAUUCAAUUAUGGCAGCAGGCAGAAGCAACUGUGAUUCAUCAAUGUAAUCAACUUCUUUCUACUAAUACUCAAUCCGAAUAUGUGACGACUUACAUAAAGCACAGUUUUCCUCAGCAUCGCCAGUAUCUUUGUGCUGGAGCAUGGGUACUUAUGUAUGGAUCCGAAAGCAUUAACGUCUCACAUCUUCGUCAUGUCCUGGGAGAAUUUUCCCCUGAAGAAGUUACUUCCAACAUAUAUACUAUGGUGGAUGUGGUACUGCAUCACUUCAACUUAGAACUGAAGCGCGGAUUACGUUCAUUGCAGGAUCUCAUGCUGAAAGUAUGCAACAACCUCGCCUUCUUUAUUUGGACCCAUGAAUUAAUACCUUUAGACAUUUUACUGUUGGCACUUAUUGACCGUGAUGAUGAUCCCAAUGCUCUGCGGAUUGUGAUAAAUAUACUCGAUAGCAAAGAGCUUCAACAAAGAGUGAAAAUGUAUCUUAUAAAUCGUGGUCCACCCGAGCACUGGCUUUUCUCUGGAACUUUCAAGCGUGUUGAAGUGCAAGAGGCUCUCGGAAUACACUUGUCAUAUAAAGAAAGGUAUCCAACAUUUUUUGAUGACAUCACAGGGAGGUUGCUCCCAGUUAUUCCCAUGAUCGUGUAUAGGCUCAUUGAAAACGAUGCUAUCGAUGCUGCCGACAGAGUCCUACAAGUUUACUCAACUUUCCUUCAUUACUAUCCUUUGAAUUUCACAUUUGUGCGUGACAUACUUGCUUAUUUCUACGGCCAUCUUCCUGGGAAACUCAUUCUCCCAAUUUUGCAUGUCCUGGACCUUAAGAAGAUCCCGUUUUCAGAAUCGUUCCCUCAGCACAUCAACUUGGCUAAUGCUCCCAUCUGCCCUCCACCGGACUACUUUGCGACCCUUCUGCUGGGUCUAGUGCAUCAUGUGAUUCCUCGCCUGAGCAAUUCUUCCAAAAACGGGGAGGUGGAGGAAGCCCAGUGGGCCCCACCUCACAAGGCUCCCCAGGCAACCUCACAGGCCGCCCCUGCAACUAGCUCCCCUCCUCUUCCCGAAGGUGGUCAAAAGCCAUUCUACCAGAUUCAGGAUCCCGGCACGCACACCCAGCUCAUUCUAGAAACCGCCGUCAUAGAAAUCCUCUCUCUCCCGGUCACCCCUUCCCAGAUUGUGUCCUCACUUGUUCAAAUUGUAGUCCACAUACAACCGACUCUGGUCCAGUCCAACAAUGGGGCUGCCUCAGGUUGUGUGCUGCCGACUUCCCCCUCCGGAGGGAGCACUGACUCAUUGGGCCCUACACGGACCACUUCUGCAGGAUCGGGUCUGACAACCACCAAUUUCGUGUGGCGAAGUGGAUACACGUGCCAGCAGCUGUCCUGCUUGUUGAUCCAGGCUUGCGGCCUUCUUCUGGCCCAGCUCCCUCUGGAUUUUCACGUCCAGCUCUAUAUCGAGGCGGCUCGUGUGAUAAAGGAGAGCUGGUGGCUUGCAGACGGAAAGAGGUCAGCUAGCGAACUCGAGUCUGCCGUUUGCUAUGCUCUGUUGGACCCAUCAUGGGCCGCACAGGACAAUACCUCGACUGCUGUUGGUAAUGUGGUUGCAUUGCUACAUGCUUUCUUCAGUAACCUUCCACUAGAGUGGAUGGAAGGAGCACAUGUUAUAGUUAAGCACCUGAGGCCCGUGACAUCAAUAGCUGGAUUGAGAAUAGCUUUUCGUAUUAUGGGUCCAUUGCUUCCCCGAGUUGCCAAUGCCCACACCCUCUUCAGUAAGAUAUUGUCACUUCUUCUAAGUGUCAUGGCCGAUGUCUUUGGGAGGAAUGUGCAGCCACCUGCUCCUAUUGAAGCAUCAGAAAUAGCCGAUAUUAUAGACUUUCUGCAUCACAUUGUCCACUACGAAGGACAAGGAGGCCCUGUACAAGCUAGCAGCAAGCCCAGACCCGAAGUCCUUGGUCUUAUCGGGCGAGCAGCUGAAACUUUACGUCCAGAUAUACAGCAUCUCCUUACUCACUUGAAAGCUGAUGUCAACAGUUCAGUAUAUGCUGCUACUCAUCCAAAAUUUGCUCAGAACAAUACCAAUACCAAUUGA